Molecule: messenger RNA, 5390 nt
Organism: Oryzias latipes (Japanese medaka)
Lineage: Eukaryota; Metazoa; Chordata; Actinopteri; Beloniformes; Adrianichthyidae
Gene: rgs3a
Product: regulator of G protein signaling 3a
Cellular component (GO): plasma membrane; nucleus
Molecular function (GO): protein binding
Source: RefSeq, a predicted model, not a curated record
GAGCGCCCCUGCCAGGAGCUACAGUCGGGCCCAAGCAGGCCAAGCCGGAGCUCGUCUCGCCUGCGUGACGCCAACUCACACUCACACAGCUGAUUUUAGGCGCUACUGGAGCUUCUGUUGUUCAUGCAACACACUGAGGAGCGGGGUGUUAGAGUGGUGGCUAAAAGGAGAAGAAAGAAGGGAGAAUGGACACUAUAGGGGGGGGAUUUACUAGAGGACAGUAACAUCUGCUGCAGCUGAGAAGAAAGCAACCAAAAAACGCCCACAGCUGAAUGUUCAUGAAUGACUGGAGUCACUCAUGAGCUUUACAUGGAAUUAAGUUCAUCUGGAGGUCAGUGACAGCUGAGAAGAAGGUGAAACGACCCCUUUUGAUUCUUCAAGUUUCACAUGAUCUGCAUCUAAAGCCACCUCAUCUGGUCUGCCAUCUGGAGCCCGCAAGGCUUAAGGAAGUCACCUCUUGAACUCUCUGGACAGCAGUCGAGAUGAUUCACAACACGUUGAAGACCUCAGAACCUUCAGAACAAAGCCCCAGGAGAACAUGCUCAGCUGCGCAGAGAAGGCUGUGGAGAUACUCAGGCUGCAGAAGGAGCAGCCAGGUGGAAAGUCACCGUCGCAGCGUUUGCGUGUUGUCUGCAGACCUAAAUGCUGGAGAGGACAGAGCAAGAGGAGGAAGUGGUGUGAUACACACUAUUCACGGGCUUUGCCACCUCUGCAUUGGAUGUAGGCUACCACAGGUGACCAUCCUUCGAGGAAAGGAUGGAUAUGGAUUCACCAUCUGCUCCGAUUCCCCUGUGAGGGUGCAAGCUGUUGAUCCAGGGGGUCCAGCGGAUCUGGCUGGUCUGCAGCAACUGGACACUCUGCUUCAGUUAAAUGGGCAGCCAGUGGAGCAGUGGAAAUGCGUGGACCUAGCUCAUGCUAUAAGAAACAGCGCCAAUGAAAUCACAGUGGUUGUGUGGCGUACUGGUCCAUCUGCGAAACCCAAUUUUGAGGGUCUCAUUCACAGACCCUCCUAUAAACCCUCCACCUUAAACUAUGAGGCCCCAUCGCCCCCUCUGCGCAGGCAUGCGCCAGAUGUUGGCACAAUCAAAUCCCCCCCAGCCGUGCCGCCUCUCCCGGCUCACCACCGUGCCACCGCCACACGCAGGCUAUUGGUGAAUGGGUCUGAAGCGGGCAACAAUGUCGGCGUAGGCCGGGGUACGCUGGCAUGGGGAGCUCAGGGAGGCUCGAUGGAUGAUCUGGAUGGAAAACCGCGUCUUCUCCAUCACCCUGCUACUGCCACAUUAAAAGGAACCCGGGUGAAAGCAUCAAAUGGAGACAACUACAUCAUCCUGGCGCCCAUCAACCCUGGAAGCCAGAUCCUGAGGCCUGUUUAUCAAGACACUGAGGGAACACUAGCCUCAGGCUUCAACAGGUUAUACCCAACACGUCAGACUUCUGGACAACAGUCCCAGAAAUCCCAGAGUGGUGGUGGUGUUUUACCUGGUGGUGUCAGUAGCAGCGGUUCAGGCAUGUCCAGUCGAACUGGCUUCUUACGGCGAUCUAACAACUCCAAGACAUCAAAAGGGUCAUCAACAUCUACUAAUGCUGGCAUUCCCAACUACCAACAGCAGAAUGCGAAUUUUGCCAACUACCAGAACUGCACCAUUGUCCGCUCACAUACUCCACAUGCCAACUAUGGAUACGUUAAAGUGGCGCCCAAGAUCCUCAUCUUCCCCAUAUUUGUACAGCCUCUUGACCUUUGUAGCCGAACACUUUCCAUAUCAGAGGAGCUGAUUCUUCAUGAGAGCAAGCACCACUCUUCGAAGGUCACAGUGUUUGUCUACAGUGACUUGAUGCUCGUCACAAGAGAAACCGAACCAGGCAGGUGUAACGUCCUUCAGAGUCCACUGUUCCUCCGACACCUUCGGCUCCAGGAUGAUUAUGCUGAAGAGCUGAGAUUCUACCUUAUCCACAUGACAGAGAAGUGUGACUGCCUGCUCAGCCUGGAAGCCUAUUCAGCAGACCAGAAGCACCGUGUAUGUCAGUGCCUGAAGGACAACAUUGACAAGCAGCUUCAGCUUCACAGGAGGGAGCCUCUCGUUUCGCAUUUUGAGCAGAUGUUGGAGCCUAAUGUGAAUACCCCUUCCUGUCAGCUGGGUGGAGUAGCAGGAGACCACGAUGUGUGCCUGCACAUGGCCACGCACAGCACUGAGGGCGAGGACAGUAGCCUUUACCCUUCCAGCCCCUCAGAGCCCCCAACAGUAGGCAGUCCUCACCCUUCAGAGCCACUCACUCCUUUGGACGAUGUCUACACUCCCCUUGGGGGGAUGCUGGGAUCUGAAGAACGACACAAAGUGCCCCCUACGCCACCUCCUUCCACAGAAGGGGAAGAUUCCAAAAGCAUAGAAGGACAUGAGUAUGAUUUCUGGAAAGUGAAGAAAGUCGACGAAGAUAAGCGAGAAGAAGAUGAGGAUAGGGCCAGCAGAAAGACUACAGACACUGACUUUGGAGAUAAAGAAGAUGAAGAUAAUGAAGAAGACAGUAACAAGGAGGAGGUUAACUUAAACAUGGUGGUGUCAAACACAGAUGAGGACAAUGUCUCAGAGCUGCCUGACACCAACGCGCCCCCUUCCUCGUCUUCAUCCUCAUUUGUUAUCCCUGAGCUGCGUCUUGAUCGGUCCUUCAGCGCCGAUGCCCUCUCCUCCCCCAACACUGACGAAGAAUACGAUGAAGAGGAAGAUGAAGAGUCAGAGGAGGAUGAGGAUGAAGAGGACAGCGAUGAUGCCUACUUGGAGAGAAGUGACAGUAAGAGGCGUAGCAUGGUUGAGGGUGGAACAUGUGAAAAACAUGGUGGAGGGAGGCUCAGUGUGCAGAACUCCCUCCGCCGCCGCACGCACAGCGAAGGCAGCCUCCUGCAGGACCCCCGCACCACUUGUUUCACCUCAGACAAUGCCAUCAACUGCUUAGAGGCUGGAGGUGGGCACCACAAGGGUGGCUGGACGCUCCCUUCACCCAAAACCCUGAAAAAGGAGCUGACCAAGAAUGGAGGCUCCAUGCAUCAACUGUGCAUGCUGUUUUCUGGCAGAAAGCUGAGCGCCGGAUCCCCCUGUAGCUGCGAAGUUGGACCUGACAGAACGAAGAAGAAAUCCAAGAACCUGGCCAAAGACAUGAAGAACCGGCUGGCUUUCCUGCGAAGGAGGAAUGAGUCCCCAGGAAGCACUCCUGCCAACAAGUUAGACAAAUCCAUGAAGUCAGUCAAGCCCACCCCAGAGGAAGCACUAAAAUGGGGAGACUCACUUGACAAACUGCUGGCACACAAAUAUGGCCUGGCAGCCUUUAGAGCUUUCCUGCGCACAGAGUUCAGCGAGGAAAAUCUGGAAUUCUGGCUAGCAUGUGAGGAAUACAAGAAGAUCAAGUCACAGUCCAAGAUGGCCUCAAAAGCCAAGAAAAUCUUUGCAGAAUACAUUGCUAUCCAGUCUUGUAAAGAGGUGAAUCUGGACUCCUACACAAGAGAUCACACUAAAGACAACCUGCAGAAUGUGACGCGUUCCUGCUUUGAACUAGCGCAGAGGCGGAUAUACGGGCUGAUGGAGAAGGACUCAUACCCCCGUUUCCUGCGCUCAGAACUUUACUCGGACUUAAUUAACCAAAAGAAGCCCAGUGCCACUUCCACUUCGUCUUCAUCGUAAAAAGACAAGGAACACGAGGAAAUAGAGUGUUGGUGAAAGCAAAACAAAGGGGCAGACUUGAAAAAAAAUUCAUGGAGUGGGUGGGAUGUGAGCUUUUUUGCCUUUUCCUUUUUUUAUCAUUAUUAUUAUUAUUAUUAUUAUUAUUAUUAUUGUGCGUGCAUGUGUGAGUGUGUAAUCCUGAUAUGUUUUUUUGUUUUUUAUUGUUGUCGUUUGUGAGGACGCAGCAAAGCUAUGGAAGCUAUGGCACUGCAAAGGAAUGUAGUUUACACAGUUAUUGAAAGGAUUGAUGAAUGGAUGGAUGUUACUUCAAUUACAGAAGCCCAGGAGUAAGGCCUGCAGCAGGAGCUGGACGCUUGUCUGAUCACUGUUCUUUGUUUUCUUUUUUUUUAUAUGAGUAAGGUUAAAAAAAAAAGAAAGAAAGUUUGUUUUUAACCAGUUCUACUGCAAAAAAGGAGGGGCUGCAACAACGUGAAGACAGUCCGGUACUGUUUUGUCACUUUUUUCCUUCUUUGCUCCCUUCCUCUCCUCCGCCACCUUUCCCCCUCUCUGUGAAGCACCUCCAAAGUUGUUGGUACGACCAUUUUUAGUCCGCCCUUUUGUCCCAGCUGCAAAGCUUCGAUGGAUGGCGAACACAAGGUUUUUUUUCGCAGAUGACAGCCACCUUUGACUUUCUUUCAAAUCUCUGCAUCCAUUGAAAGUUUGUAGGAAGCCUGGUUUCAAGUUUAGAGGCAGGGAUGAGGACUCAGACUGUCUCACAUUUGAAGAUGCGAAAGAAAAAGAACGGCAACCUGUUUCUUGCCUGCAAAGAACAACAAUGAACGGAAAAAGGAUUUGUCCUUUAACAUUGUAGCUCUCUCUCGACUAAUGAGGAAACAUUCUCAGGACACUGCUUUAACACGUUAAUCAUCUUUACUUUUUGUUUUCUUCGUCUUUUUUAGGGUUUCCCUUGUUCUUCAAGGGGAUGCACAAGAGGUUACUAGUCAUAGAACAAAGAAAAUGCUUCAUGUACAAAACGUUAGCCUAUUUAUUUAGAUUAACUUGCUGGAUACUUCUACAGACACCUUCACGACCUCCAAAGCACUCAGCUAACAGCUCUCACUUCCCCUCUUAACCACCAAACAGGUCCAAAGCUGUCCUGAACUUUAAGUGCAAUAUUUUUUUUAAACUUCAUGUUUUAUUCUUAAGUUGUUUUUUUUUUUUUUGGAUAAAUUUGAAUUUAUAACUUGGAAGACGGAACGGCUUGAGCUUUGUUUUACUUUUUAAUUGUUAAGACAAAAAUACUUUAGAGCUAUAAGGCUGACUUUCAAGAAGUAUCAGUAGUUUUAAGCAAGUGAUUAACUGUGUUAAACCCUGGCAGCAGGCAGCUGGGGACAUUAUGGUUGUAAAUAUAAUUCUUUAAGAAAAUUUGUGAUGCCACAUCAUAGAAAAAAAAAAGGUCUCAGCUGGUGACGUAUGGGGCCCAGCUGUAUCUAUGUAAAUAUGAAAGAUGCAAAACUUAUAAGAUGACACGUAAAGGAAUUUAAACAAUAGAUGAGCAAGAGCAGACACAAUCCGCUCUUUUUCCUGGUCAUACACUGCUUGUAAGGGGUUUUUCUGAAAUACAUUCUCUCAUUUUCACUGUUUACAAUUCCAACUGCAUCUUCUAUGAUAGCAAGUGAAAACCGUAGAAUACAUUUGGUGUCAUUGCUAACAAUAAAUAAACCAACAGACUGAUAAAAAAAA